Benincasa hispida (wax gourd) is the source of this 1058-nucleotide messenger RNA. Its product is annotated as RING/U-box superfamily protein. The record is from RefSeq and is a predicted model, not a curated record. Gene Ontology annotation, biological process: protein ubiquitination. NCBI's taxonomy places the organism in Eukaryota, Viridiplantae, Streptophyta, Magnoliopsida, Cucurbitales, Cucurbitaceae.
UUCUUUAUUCAAUUUAAUUUAGGUUUGUUUAAUUUUUUUUUUUUAAAGAAAACAAUAAUCCUACAAAUCCAAACAAAAAUAAUAAAACUCGAAUCUUGCAUGAACAUGAGCUCCCAAAUGAUAAGAAACCAAAUCCACAGCCUUGCUAGCCCCUACACUUCCCCGCCAUGGACAAAAGCGCCUCCUUGAUGAAUCGAUCGCCGCCGCCAUCCCCGACGCCGCAUCGGACCGUUGAUUUCUCUCCGAUCGAGUUUAUUCUCGGCCUCGUUGCCGUCAUCACAAUCCCUGCCCUGGUCUACUCCUUCUUCUUCGCCAUCAAGUGCCCGCCCAAUCUCCUCCGCCUCUGGCGGCAUAGAUCCGCCAGGCUCUCCGGCGCCGCCGUCACCGUGGUGGUCAGAAAUCGUACUCCUUCUAGUGACGUGGCUGCAGCCGUUAAAUACAACAAGGACGAGCACUGUAAGGAAGUCAGCAACGAGUGUCCGGUGUGCCUAUCGGCGUUCGACGACGGCGAGGAGAUCCGGCAACUCGCCGCCUGUAAACACUCUUUCCAUGUGGAUUGUAUCGACAUGUGGCUCUAUUCUCACCCUAAUUGCCCUGUUUGCCGCGCCGCCGUCCCUGUCGCUGUUAAACGGCCGAUUAACAACCACGCGCCGCGGCGGCCGGCGGUUUCUAGAAGCGACGAUUUCCAGCAAGGACUGCCGGAUGCGGGAUAUUUAGUGUGAAAUUCUUCAUCUUCUUCCAUCUCUGUUCCCUUCCGUUUGCUGCAAAUUCGAACCACAGAUCGAAAAUUACGUUCAAAUAUCGUCUCAAUUUCGUUAAAUUUUGUGGAUAAUUUGGAAUUAGAUAGGUUUUGAUUUCAAAGAGUUUUGAAAUUUGGAUUGUUUUUUUAUUCUGAAAAAUUCAAAGCGCAAGAUUGAAACAGAAUUAGGUUUUUUUUUUAAUGGGAAAUUGAUUUAUGAAAUAUAUUUCCCUUUUCUUCUUCCUAUUACACGUGUUAUUAUUUGAUUCCAUUCCCCACUCUAGAUUAAAUGCGAAUAUAUAAUUUCAGUCUUAUAGUA